This is a messenger RNA of Myotis myotis, 1422 nucleotides long. RefSeq names its product dual specificity phosphatase 28 (gene DUSP28). The transcript is spliced from 2 exons. Gene Ontology annotation, biological process: protein dephosphorylation. Gene Ontology annotation, molecular function: protein tyrosine/serine/threonine phosphatase activity. NCBI's taxonomy places the organism in Eukaryota, Metazoa, Chordata, Mammalia, Chiroptera, Vespertilionidae. The record is from RefSeq and is a predicted model, not a curated record. Bases 1 to 663 code for a protein of 220 amino acids. Gene Ontology annotation, cellular component: cytoplasm.
AUGAGGAGGUGGCCAGGGGCUUGUGGGCGGGACCCGCUCGUGCGCAGCCGAGAUGCUGACCGCUCCGGGCGGCCCUCGGAUACCUUUAGGACCCGGGCCAGCCUCCAGACUUCCCAAAAUAGACCCCCGGGCCAGAUGCCUGAGCGCGUCAUGGACUCCGGAGGAGCCGAACGCCUCGGCGGCGGCCCGGCCACACAGCCGCCAUUGGCGCACGUCGCCCCCUCGCUCUUUCUCGGGAACGCACGCACUGCAGCCGCGUCUGAGCUGCUGGCGUGCACGGGCGUCACCCUGUGCGUUAACGUCUCGCGCCAGCAGCCCGGGCCGCGCGCUCCCGGCGUGGCCGAGCUGCGCGUGCCCGUGUUCGACGACCCAGCCGAGGACCUGCUGGCCCACCUGGAGCCCACCUGCGCCGCCAUGGAGGCCGCAGUGCGCGCCGGCGGCGCCUGCCUCGUCUACUGCAAGAAUGGCCGCAGCCGCUCGGCCGCCGUCUGCACCGCGUACCUCAUGCGGCACCGUGGCCUGAGCCUGGCGCAGGCCUUCCAGACCGUGAAGAGCGCCCGCCCCGUGGCCGAGCCCAACCCUGGCUUCUGGUCCCAGCUCCAGAAGUACGAGGAGGGCCUGCAGUCUAGGUCCCGCCUGACCCCGGAGCCCUCCACACAGUGAGCCCUGAUUGGUCAGCCCAACCCCCAAGCCAGACUGGGAGUUUCCUGGGAUGGUGUAAUCCAAGCAUGUCAAACUCAGGGCCUCAGACCGCAUACAGCCCACAACUAAUAUUUUUGCGGCCCAGCCAAUGUAAGGGUAUGUAAGAAAUGUUUUAAUUAAAAUUUUGUAACUUAAUUUUUACAAUAUCCUGUUCUAUACAAUCCUAUAAAAAGGCUAAUAAGGAAUGACCAGUCGCUAUGGUGUGCAUUGACCACCAGGGGGCAGACGCUCAACGCAGGAGCUGCUCCCUGGUGGUCAGUGCACUCCCACAGGGGGAGCGCUGCUCAGCCAGAAGCCCUGCUCACAGCUGGGCACAGCGGCAGUGGUGGGGGCCUCUCCCACCUCCACAGCAGUGCUAAGGUGUCUGACUGCCCGCUUAGGCCCGGUCCCCUUGGGACAUCAGUCGGACAUCCCCUGAGGGCUCCUGGACUGCGAGAGGGUGCAGGCCAGGCUGAGAGAUGACCCCCCCCCCCAGUGCAUGAAUUUCGUGCACCGGGCCUCUAUUAUUAAUAACAAACUACAGCACUCACUAAUGACAUUACUAUAAUUGUGUUGCAUUCAUUUCCCUUAUACACCUUACGUUCAGGUGCACCAUUUGUCUCCACUAAUACUAGCAGGGACUGUUUCAGCAGCCGAUUGCCACGUCAUUAGUCUUGGACUGACUUGUUUGGUGUGCGCAACAGGGAAUAUUUUGCUUUCGGAAAAUAAGAAAAAUAGGUU